Molecule: messenger RNA, 1221 nt
Organism: Acanthamoeba castellanii str. Neff
Lineage: Eukaryota; Discosea; Longamoebia; Acanthamoebidae
Product: Proline dehydrogenase, putative
Exons: 7
Coding region: 1-1221 (406 amino acids)
Cellular component (GO): mitochondrion
Molecular function (GO): proline dehydrogenase activity; FAD binding
Source: RefSeq, a predicted model, not a curated record
AUGUGCUCCCUCUACCAACCCUUCUCCCGCUACGGCCCCCAGCUGCUGGAGGGGCUGAGCAAGGUGGGACUGGGCCGGCCCUCGGACGCGGUGAUGCGGGCCACGUUCUUCCGCCACUUCUGCGCCGGCGAGACGCUGGCCGGUGUGGGCGACGUGGUCGGCCAGUACGAGCGUAGCGGCGUGCGCUGCAUCUUCGACUACUCUGUCGAGGACGCGCUGAGCCUCGAGGAGUGGAACAGCAACACGGAGGGGCUCAUCAAGAAGAUGCGCGACUACUCCGCCACGUUCGGCGACCGCGUGCGGUUCGUGCCGCUCAAGGUCACCGGCCUGUGCGCGCCUACGCUGCUCGAGCGCAUGAGCGGCGUCAUCUACGACCAAGCUGCGGUCGACAACGCCUGGAUGGAGGGCUAUCGCUACCAGCCCUGCCUCGGCUUCCCCACCAAGAAGGACGCGGUGGUGCCUCCGCUGAGCCAGGGCGAACGCCGGGAGCUGAGCGAGGCCAACGAGCGCCUCAGUGCCAUCUGCGCUGAGGCCAGCAAGGCCAACCUCUCCCUCCUCUUUGAUGCCGAGCAGACGCCCAGGCAACCGGCGAUCAACUGGUUCACGCGCAAGCUGUCGCGGCAGUUCAACAGGGAGAGGGCGGUGGUGUUCAACACGUUCCAGAUGUACCUCCAGGGGAACCUCGACAACCUGGAGAGCGAGCUGGCCCACGCCCGCGACGGCGGCUACAUCCUGGGCGCCAAGGUGGUGCGCGGAGCCUACAUUCACACCGAGACCCAGCACGCCCGGCAGCACGGCCUGCCGCUGCCCAUUGUCGACAGCAAGGAGAGCACCGACGUCCAGUACGACGUGGCGAUUGCGCUGCUCCUGCGAAACAUCGGCAGCGCGGCGCUGGUGGUGGCCACCCACAACUCGGCGUCGGUGGAGAAGGCCAUGAGCGAGAUGCAGCGGCUGGCCAUCGACAAGUCCUCCACCCGCGUCAACUUUGCCCAGCUGAUGGGCAUGUGCGAAGAUCUCACACUGAGCCUCGGUCAGCUGGGCUACAACGCGCACAAGCUGUUGCCGUACGGGCCGCUGGAGAACGUGAUGCCGUACCUCAUCCGCCGCGUGCAGGAGAACAGCUCCGUGCUCGGCGGCACGGCCAGGGAGCGACAGCUCAUCUGGCGCGAACUCAAGCGCCGCGCGCUCGGCUCGGGCUCAGCCGCCGCCGCCCACGCCUAG